Molecule: messenger RNA, 7501 nt
Organism: Aplysia californica (California sea hare)
Lineage: Eukaryota; Metazoa; Mollusca; Gastropoda; Aplysiida; Aplysiidae
Exons: 20
Coding region: 444-4328 (1294 amino acids)
Biological process (GO): cilium movement
Cellular component (GO): motile cilium
Molecular function (GO): zinc ion binding
Source: RefSeq, a predicted model, not a curated record
CAAAAGUGUGCACAAUUGUUUUCCUCAAUAGGAAAAUAGACUCUUCUGUAUUGAUGAUACUGUUAGCCAAAUAUUAAAACCUUUUAGACAUUAUUUAUGCCAAAUGAAACUACUAUAUAAGGUUUCAAGAUUUUGGCUUAGUGUACUCCUUAAUGUGUCUUGGGUGUACUCCCUGCUUUUGGUUAUUUUCGUCAAGUUUACAGUCUUAGCCUAGUCUUGUGUCUUGUUUUCAUAAUAGCUCUCGCGGAUUCUCGCGAGACUGAAGCCGUGAAACUUAUCGAUUGUUUACCCAUCACUGGGGACGCCACCGGUAACUAUUCUGACCACAACAAAGCAUUCGGCAUGUGAACAAACACGCCCGCCUUUUGGAUGCAUCGGUUACUCAUGCAAACAGUUCACCAGAAUGUUCCUGUGAUAGUUUAGCUGAAGACAGAUCAAGAACCAUGUCUGGAUUUAAUGUAUCAGCGCGAAAAGAGGACAUGUCCAUGAGAUUGCGAGCACAAAAUUUGAGGAAUGCUCGCGAUCAGACCAAACGAUUGGAGGACGACAACCGCAAGAUGGAGGACCGGCUCAGGGAGCUGAAGACAGCUAUGACGAGGGAGAAAGAGGAAAGAGAACGUCAAGGCGGUGGGUUCUGGGGUCGAGGGCAGACAAACACAGGCUCGCUCACAAACUACGCCACUGAGGUGCUUCACAACAAGGCAGAGAAACCGCCCAAGGAAGGGAAAAAGAAGAAAGUGAAAGUGUUACAAGAUCAGCCCAUUGAAGUGCCAAAGAGAAGCAGCCAACCAGGCACAAUGAAGUACAUAGCCCAGAGAAAACUGACCUCUGGCUCCACGCCGCGGGACAAGCUGAAAGGCCCCCGGUGUGGCCAAUGUGAGGACAGGACGGCCACGCUGAGCUGCAUGCAGUGUUCAGAGAUCUACUGCCCCGGCUGUUUCGCCGCCUUCCACCUCAAGGGUGCUCUCAAACAGCACAGGAGUGUGCCCAUCAGUGCGUCGGGGCCCAGAGUGUGCAUGUCUCCGAGUCCGUCCAGUGCUGCCCCUUCUCCCAGAGGCGGCCAAGCCAGUGGUGCUAUUGUGAGUCACACGAUGUCCAGUGAUAACGGUUCAGAAGCGUCGGGCCCCUCCCCAUCCCACUCGUCUCCGAGAGAUUCCGUCAACUCGCUUCUUCAGGGGAAUUACGAUGAGUCUCAGAGCGCUGCCUCCUUCCAGGCGGCACUCAUGGCGUGGAGGCAGGGGGAAGAACCCUCGGAUAGUUCUCCCGAACAGAGAAGCCCUCGCAAACCAAUUGCUUCCCCUAUCAAAUCUCCAGUGGUGGCAGUAGAUGAAUCCACGGGCACCGUAGAGGAGAGCAAAGCCCUGGAGAUCAAGUUCACUCACACGCUGUCGUACGCCGAACGCCUCAUGCUGAAAAAGCAUCGGAGAACCGAACUGGCCGAGAUGCAUACCCCCCGACUGGAGGGUCAAGGUCAAGCGGGCAUGCCAGAGUUGUCCCUGCGGAGUGACCGCCAUGAGAGGAAGUUGUCGGGGAGAGCAUCGGGCCGGCCCGGUUCCUCGGGCCUUUUUGCGACUGGCCGCUCGGUGAAUGCUGGGAGAUCUGAAAAAGACAUGACUGUCAGUCGCCAGGAUACAAUGAUAGAUGACGAGGAGAGAGUGGACUUUCACGCUUUGUUUGACGCCGUCGUCGCGUCCGAGUCGCCGGACCAGAAAGCCAGGACAAUCUCAUCUCAGUCGUGCGUCUCUGUCACAGAGAUGCCCUCAGACACGGUGACUACGUCAGACGUACCCAGAUUGAAACCGUCAGCCACAUACGUCGUGGAGGAGGUGUCUCCCUUUGAGUCAUGGAGGACUCAGCACAAGAACAAAAUGGGACCAGCUUCUUCGUCAACGUUUGUGAUAGACGGGCCGCAGAAAUCCCGAAGCGACGACGCGUCACAGAGGAAAAAAAUCAACACCAUCACCGAACUCUACACGGUGGACGAUGAUGUAGUCGACGGCUCCGCUACCCCUUCCAGACCAACGCACAGCCCAGUCAGCGGAUCUGACGGCCGUCACUCAAACUUUUCCCACCCUGAGCCGGACAGCGAUUUUAGCAUAGGCUCGCGCCACGUCCAAAAUAAAAGUCAAGCGGAGCAGAGAAAAGAUCCUAGUCUGGGACAGGAAACCGUCGACGUGUUCGGCGAGAAUGAGAAGCCACUCAAGACACCGAGGGCAAAGUCUGCGAAAUCACGUCCGACCUCGUCUUUGAGCCGGGCCAACAAGUCAAGGCCAGGGUCAAGGGCACAGAGCCGAGCUGGAUCAAGGAUGGAAGUGGAAGGACUCCUCACAAAGACCCCGAGCGAAGCCCUGAAGAGGAUCGUCCAGAUGGAGCCUGCCGCAGAGUACAGCUACAGGUCGCCCAUGGAGGAUUUCUUCUUAGUGGGCGUGGAAGGGGAGCAACCCAAGCCUGUGGAGAACCGCGUCCUCACCCCGUCCAAUGCUCGCAAACCCACGUCCCGCCCAGUUAGUAGGGCCGGGGCAAAAAGUGCCACGUUGGAAAAAGCCACCGUCAAAGUCAGCUACAAGUUGUACCAAAUGGCCCCGAGAAGUUGGAGACCUGACAGCAGCCUGGGGGAGACUGUGCCCGUGGACCAGGUGAGACUGGAUGCUCCGGAGGAUGAGGAGAUAACUCUGUCCUACUCCUACAGCCGCCAGCUCGACGGUCAUGCUGUGGACGUGCGCACCGAUUCUAGUCUCAGCAGAGUUGAUAUGCCGUCUGAUGACCUUGGCCUUAACGCUGUUGGUGUUUUCGGCGACGAACUCUUCACUGACCUGGCAGCCGGCACCCCUACUCCGAGGGCCGUGUCAGCCUUAAGGUCAAGGCUGAGCAUGGACCGGGGUGAUUCGGCAACUCCUGUAGCUCGGGACAGUCCCGUACCCUCGUCGCGUCUUUCGGCGCGGCAGAAGAGCUUGGCUCGACGCAGCAAGGAUACGGCCACCCCGACCAACCAAUCGGUGUUCCCCGAGGAGCGAGUCCCGACGCCUCCCAGCUCUAGUCACGGUGCCAGAAUCGGGUCAGCAACGCCUGUGCGAGACCGCCUGCGUCGGAAAAGUGACAUGAGAAGAAACAAUGAGAGCACCGAUGAGGGGAGGGACUCUGUGACCCCAACACCCGUCGCUACACGUGAAGGUCACCGCAUUCUCCCUUCUCGACCGGGGUCUCAGCAUUUUAGAAAAGAAAAAUUCGGAAAUCUUACCGACUCUGCCAGCCAUAGAGAACACAGUCAAAUUCAGGCGGAUUCAGGGAGCUCACGGCAUAGCCCGCGAGGCGCAAAAUCAAAUGUUGGCCGUGAGCUCAGUGGUUUGUCUCGACAGGGAACAGCAGAUUCAUUCAAAAGCUCUCAGCAGCGUCCUGUUUCUCGCCACACCUCGGAUGUUUCAGUGACGCGGCGGCCAAUCAGCUCCACCCACUUCCCCUCGUCUGCUCAGGCCCGAACGUCUCAGCAACAGUCACAAGACCAGCGGCCCAACAGCUCGACAGGUGGUGCCGAUCAGCUGAGAAGGACACAGCCCACUGCCUUGUCGUACAGUCGCGAUGAUCACCCAGACACCGUCGUCGCUGACCUCAUGAUGUCCCGCGUCCGAGAGGACAACUGGAUGAGCGGCUCGGAUGAUGGAUCAGAACUGGACAACAAGCUGCAGGAUAGCUCGAGUUACGCUGACAACGACAUCAAAGCGCAACCGUCCUCCUCGUCUAGUUUACAGAGGAAGCUUCAGUCUCCGGCCAUUUCUGGUACAAAAGAGAGACAGCACUGGAAGGUUGACAGCAGCCACUGGGAGACGGAGGUCCGGCCGUUCAGCGGGGUCAGCAUGGACUCUAGGACCGGGGGGUCACCUUCCCCGUCCAGGGUCAACUCAGCGCGAGAGGUCAAAGGUCACGACCGGUCCAUGUCGAGCUUGAGUCGAGCUAGCGGGAGGGAGUCGCGGGCUGUUGUGAUGGAAGGCGAGGACCUGAGUUGCUAUGACGACAUGGGGGUCAAGGACGAGCAGAACAUGGAGGACAAACAGGCGCUGGACCAGCUGGAGUGGGAACUGGCGUCUGACACGGGGCGCCUCACGGCCGAUGGCCAGGUCUCUCGGAUGAGCGUGUUGGACAACGAUGAUGAUGUGGUGAGCAGCUCUUCCUCAAGGUCAAGCACAAGGUCACUCCAAAUGGGCAUGGACAAGGAGCUCGAUAUCUCCGCCAAGAUCCAGGAAGACGAAAAGCUGGCUCAAGCGGACGUUGAUGACAAGGAAGCUGUUCAUGAUCAGAUGGUUGAUGAGGAUGAUGUGAGAGCUCUCAGAUGAACGGAGAGACACGUGUUCUGACGUGGUGGAAUCUGGCGCUCAUCAGCUCGUCGAUUUUGGGGCAUGUGGAGUUUUUUUUAUAUCGUCUUAAAGCUUGUUCAUUUGUCUUGCUUUUGAUGAAAAAGUACCCACCUGCUUUGAAUAAAAUCAAGAUGUAUUUGUAAUUGAAGGAGGUGGGUAUGCCUUGUGUUGGAGGUAUAGUUAUCUAUAAAAUGUCCGUCAAAGUUUGGUGACUUCCAAAGCUUGAAAAUCCUUGGAAAAUGCAAAUUUAUAUUUCUUGUGCCUUUGAUCUGAGUUUUACAGUAAAAUCCACACAGAAAUGUGUUUUUAAAUGAGCAGUUAAGGUAUUGAGCCCCCGAAAAAUGACAAAAAUUACCCAAGUGUUGGGAAAAUAUCGGUUUCUUCAAUUUCAUUAUUUUGACGAGCGCUCGAUUUCAUCAUAAUACUCCACAUGCUCGUCACCUUUGGAGAAUAAAUAUGUCGGCCUUUGUGCUAACUUGUGAAAGAGAUGCAUCUGAUGUAGCAAAAACUAGCCACUCGGAGUACGAAUUGAUUCUUUCACCAUGCUGUUGUGACUGUACAUAUUUUACUUCUGAAAUCUCCAUUGUCCCUUCCUCCGUACUGGUGUUGUCGUUCACUGGCUUGUGUGUUCUCUGCCUUCAAAGUCAGCUGUAUGUGUUUCCUUUCUGAUUGUGUCGCUGUUUCCUUUUCAUUGCUUUUCCUGUCUCAGUCACCCAAACACUGGUUAAUGGACACCUUCAUAUAUACAUACAUAUGUGUGUAAACUUUCUCACACUUAAACACACUCACAUAUACUUCCACUCACAUAUAUAUAUAUAUAUAUACACAUGUGAGCGCACCUUCUCACACUUGCACACAUUCAUAUAGACACACUCUCACAUAUACACAUACACAUGUAUGCACACUUUCUCACACUCUCAUUCAUCGUCACCGUCGCAAGCAAUCCACUUGAAUUCAAAUUUUAAGAAUUUCUUAUUUUUGCACCCUCCAAAAGCUCUGUCAAAGAUGCACCUUUCAACAUCACCAAAAUGCAGGUAAAUGCUAUGGUCAAGGCAUACAAUUUCUUUGCUUUUCCUGAUUCCUGAUAGGGACAGCACGACAAAAACUUGAUUUUUGUCUGUGGUGUAAAAAGUACCCAAAUGGACUUACGUGGAUUCCUUGCAACACCGAUGUCUCUUGCACUCACACAGAUACUUUUGUCUUACGCACACGCACACGCACACACACACUCACACUCACACACACACACACACACACACACACACACACACACACACACACACACACACACACACACACACACACACCCUCACACACGCAUACACACAUGCUCUGAGAUACUAUUCCUCUAGUCUGCUCCUGGUGAUAUAUAGCCAUCUCUGUGCUGACUCACCAAAAACUGUGACUUUUUCUGGCGUGUUGCUCGUUGCCCCACACCGUGUCUUGGCUUGCCCAGAUUUUGCCAGUUUUCCAACGACUUUGUGUCCUCAUUUAUUGUCUUAGCUCACAAGCUCUCGGUGUACCCGGCGUAUUUGAUAUUUAAUGAAGCGACUUUUCCCUUUUUCAAUAUCAAGAUGGAGGCUGUGAUAUUAUUUACCAAAGUUACGUCACGAUUUAAGCUGCGACGUUAACUCUCCGAUGACUUGAGAUUCUGAAAAAGGUUUUGUUAUACAUAUAUCGUCAACAUCCACCUUUAAUAAUAAAUCCAUCAAAUUAGGUCAGACACUUUUUUUGUCGGGAAUCAUGGUAUUCGCAACCAUAUUUACAAUUGGUGGUACUAUAAUAUGUAAACUGAACUCUCGAAACAAAAUAAAUAAAUUUUGUCUAUUCGGGAAGUUAAUGAAAAAGAAAUUGCAUUCCCCCCCCCCCCCCCCGAAACUGAUUGACCUAGUUUGAUGGGUGGAGUUGGACACAAACGAUAAAUGUAUAAAUAAUACAUGUGUGUAUGUUAUAUACUAUAAAUGCUGAUGUCAAUGCAAGGCUCUACAAUUUUGUUUGUAACGAGUGCAUUCUUUGUCCAUAUUUAUCCCCAACAGCAAAUAGUAUGUCUUCACUUUGAAACUCAUCAACAUAAUAUUUUUUGGAAAAGUAUUCAUGGAAGGCAAGAAUAGAAUGAGAAAGAGAAAGAAUGGGAAAGAAUAUUUAAGUGAUUUUCCCUGUCGAUCCCCGGUACAAUAGAUGUAAGUUGAUAUAGUAUCUGGUGUGGUCUGCUCUUUUCACUUCUUUUACAAAGUGUCGCUAUUGCACUUGUCUUUAUCAACUUUGUAUCAAAGUGUGACUGUUAGCCUAUUUUGAUUGUGUCAGGUUAUAAUUAUAACUGCUCAGUUCAGCAAACAUUCAUCUGAGAGGGUAAUCACUGCAGAGCAGAUAUUGUUGGUAUAUUUUUUCCACAGGUCAGAUUCGAGCCAGAAACUUUGCAGCAAAAUGAGACGACUGAGAAAUGUUUGUGGCUACAAGUGUAUGUCUGUUUUAUUAAUGAGUGCUUAGUAAUACUUUGAUUCAAGAGCCAUAACUACAAGUAAAUAAAAACAAGAAGGCUAUUGGUGUAUGAAUGAUUCACUGCGAGCAGCAGAGGGGUUGCUUCCCUUGUUGCUUGGGCUUCUGGUUUUUUAUCUCCCCCCCCCCCCCCCCUCCUCCCCGUCUGUCUUGCAUUAGCUUAUUUUUUAGAUAGAAAGUUGGACUGUGCGAGACUGAUGAUGUAUACGAGAGUUAUCUGUUGUGUGGGAGAAGUUUUGCAUUUAAUAGUGUUUUAGCCACAAAGAAUGUCUGUAUAAAUGUUUACUUUUCAUAACAUCCUUUCCAUUUGUGAGUUUUUUUAAAUAGAUUUUUUUAUCUUUAAGUUUGUGAGAGUAGUUUUUACAAUUUCCCAUUUUUUUCCUAUGUCUAUCAUUUUUGAAAACCAUCAUGUUCUUUUUUUCUCAGCAUUAAAUGACAUUGAUCUUUUCUGUAUUUGUGUGUUUUUCAUUGAUUGAAAGAAUAUACCAUGAUUACCAUUGCUCUAUGUACUUCUUGCCUAUCUAGAUGUCUCUCUGUUGUAUCUGUCUGUUGUAUCUAUUGGAAUUCUGUUCCCCAUCACAGAGUUACUGAUGCCUGUUGGUUUUGACUUUUUUUGUACCGGUACUCAACAAACCGACUCUGAUUAGGGGGGGGGG